CGCGUAGCCGUGGAGGGGAUGACGGGUGCGUGCGAGCGCACGAGCCCGCCAGUUCUUCGGUGAGGCUCGAAGAGGUCAGGUCGAUUGUUGUCACUACUCCGCUCGAGGAAAACGCGACUCGUUUUGACACACGUACACACAGGUGCACAGCACGGUUCUUGUCCUUCGACUUGGUUGGUGUCGGUGCUCUCGGUAAAACGCGGUCGAGACGUGUCAACGUUGUUCUCGUUGCGUCGUCGCAUGUUCGUGCUGAUCCGUCGUGUGCAAGGGCGAGUCGCUCUCUCGUGAUCUUUGUUCGUUGUUGUUGUGGCUGGGCUGUUUCUCCAGGGCCAAAUGCGAACAGGUAGAAGAUACAUUCAUCGAUGAAAGACGAACGAGAGCAGAGGUUAUGACGACUGUCAUCGAGUGGAUUAUCGCCACUGCCGUUACAGUUUUGGAGAGAUAAGCAACCACUGUGUGUGCGUCCGCGGCCUAGUGACCUGACCUUGAGUCGGCCCGACCAGGUGUCUUGGUAAACCAGCGAGGCAGCUGAUUCCCGCGACUGGGUCUCGGAUAAAUAACAUUUCUGGGUAUAAAAAUCAGCUUGCAUGGACCUUGACUAGCCGGCCUUAAUGCGAGGACUGCAGGCAUUCAGUGCACCGAGAGAGGAAUCCUCAAGAAUGUGAACAAAUAAACAAACGCAAAUGCCCAACAAGGCACGGCCUCGUCGAGAGUGGUCUCCCCAGUCCCCUAUAGAUGUAUUGUGGAUGUCCCGCUCUGCCAUGAGGCCGGCCGAGGGCGACACAUCGGACUGCAUCCUGGUGGUUGGCAUAUCCAGACCGAAAAUGGCCGCUGCCUUCCUCACCGUUGUCCUACUCUCCCUCUUUCUGACCUUCCACAUUCUGUACGAUAGCGCGGUAUACAGUUUUCACGCAGCCUCCGCCGUCGAGGGUCGUACCGUCGAACUCGUCUCCCAAGUCCGCGCCACACCGCCUUUGCUCUUCUCCAGCAAGGUGCACUUCCCACGCACCAGCCGUCAUCUACCUCAGGCGAUCAUCAUCGGCGUACGGAAAUGCGGCACCAGGGCGCUCCUCGAGAUGCUCUUCCUUCACCCGCAAAUCCAGAAAGCCGCUGGCGAGGUACAUUUCUUCGACCGCGACGAUAAUUACGGGAAAGGCCUCGAGUGGUAUCGACGCAAGAUGCCUUAUUCCUUCAGGGGCCAAAUCACCAUCGAGAAAAGUCCCAGCUAUUUCGUCACGCCAGAGGUACCUGAAAGAAUCCGCGCGAUGAACGCGAGCGUGAAGCUGUUGCUGAUAGUGCGGGAACCAGUGACCAGAGCGAUAUCCGACUACACUCAGCUGCGGACGCACGCCGCGACCGCUUCGACCCUGACGAAUGGAACACCACGAAGCAUCCAGCAACAGCAGGCGGCGCGUAGCUUCGAGGAACUGGUGAUACGACCGGACGGCAGCAUCAACGAGUCGUACAGGCCAGUAGCGAUUUCCCUGUACCACACGUACAUGCAUAGGUGGCUGGAGGUGUUCUCCAGGGAGCAGAUCCUCAUAGUGAACGGUGACCAAUUGAUCGAGGACCCGGUGCCUCAGUUGCGCAGGAUCGAGAAUUUCCUCGGAUUGGAGCCACGGAUCGGCAGGCACAAUUUCUACUUCAACCACACGAAAGGCUUCUACUGUCUGCGCAAUGAGACGUCGGAGAAAUGUCUGAAGGAGAGCAAAGGCAGACGACAUCCGCGCGUUAGUCCCGUGGUGGUCACCAAGCUAAGGAGGUUCUUCAACGAACACAAUCAACGAUUCUACGAGCUCGUAGGGGAAGAUCUCGGCUGGCCUGAGGAAUAGCCGUCGUAGAGAAGCGGUUCGAUCGCUGUGUCAUAGAUGCGGGUAGCCACGCGAGAAAGUCCAAAGUUCGCGAAGAAGCUGCUUUAUUUUUUCUAAACGUCGGAGUACGGCGCAGCUGGUACUGACGCGGUGCAAUUCUAUUUUUUUUUUUUCUUCUAGUUUCCGUCGAUCGAAUUUUAAGAAUGGAAAUCACGAAGAUCCCCUCGGCAUGGACGAGAUCUGAACGCGGAACGCGGAUUGUCCGCAAGCGGAACGAAGGAGCGGAUCAGCUACGGGGAACAGGUUGGUUCCGCGGGAACUCGGCUGGUCCGAGAGAACUUCUUAACAAAGCGAACGCGCGCAAGGUUUCUGCGCUUGACGCGGUUAAAGGAAUCUUGUAAUUGCUACGGAGUACCUCGAAAAUCUUGAUCCACGGGGAUUACGUGAGGAAGUUGGUCGAAAUUAGCGGAAACAUCGUCCAGGGAACCGAGGGCAAAUUAAGCAACGCCAGCCCUGUGAAAGAAGACAACAGCGCGGAAUUGAACGGCGAAUCAAGCGAACAUUUCGUGCCACAAAGGACGAAGGCAUCUUCGUGAUUCGAAUUCAUUAAUGGGAAUAUUCGAGCUUUUGAAGACUAAUUAGGAUCGCCUUUGGUUCGAGAAAUUACGCAACAAAGUUACCUGCAAGUGCAUCGUUGUCGUCUCAUAUUACUUCGUUGGAUAUUUGAAAAUUCUUCGGGAGCAGCAGUUUCGCCUGGUGCUUCUCGUCGCGGGAAGAAUCGAGGCUGAUCAGGAUAAGUACCUUUUAUAUUUUAUGAUUAGCCGUAACAUCGAAAACGGGUAACGCGUCGAUGGUUAAAUAUAAUUCAGCGAUUUAGGAACUGUCGAUGUGCUCGAAUUCCAAGGAUCAGUAAUCGUAUAAAAACCGAAUAGAAAUCUUUCAUUUCGCACGGACGAUGAUACAAAAAUUCUAAUUUCUCCGGAAUAUUAUUGAAAGUAAAAAGUAUCCACGAAACACGUUUCUCGUUCGUCAAAGAUUUAAUACUCGGUUAUCGUCUUGUUAACAGCGCGAGAUAUAAUAAAAGGAGUUCCUUUUGUAGGGAAGAAAGGAGAGAGUGCGAUUCGUUUUCUGAAAAAAGUGCAACAGUUCCGUUGCCGUCUCUUCGAAGAGGAGGCCCGAGCACGCGAACUCGAGUGAACAUCGAAGAGCCCGUGGCAAUGAGUCAAGCCAUUAAAUCGAGUGCAUGCAAUUUAAUGGAUAUAUGCUCCGGCCAGGACUCUUCAUUAUUAUCGGAGAUCCUGAGCCCCUCUCGUGUUCGCGUUUCAGCCGUUCGUCCUUGCGUGCUAAUUGCUUCGAGUUGUCGCUUCGUAGCGCCGACGAGACCGAUUUCUGCAUCUCGAUCGAUGCUCCGUCGUAAAACAACUUUCAUUCUCGUACAGUGUUGCGGUUAACGCGUCGUUGAUACAAUAGAAACAUGGAUUAGGAAAAUACGAAAAUACAAGCAAAUUACGAACAGCUUUCGGAUCACGAAAUAGAUAUAAAAAAUCGAGUCUAUCUCAGGGAAUCAGCUAAUUAUUCGAACUGCGUCGUAUGUUCCCGACAAUAGCCACCACUCACCGAAGACAGAAAUAUCCGUAAUUUCUAUCGAACAAGAUAAAAGGAUUCGUUCAGUGUGAAAUACCUACGAUCGUUCAACGAUACCUAACGCACAUACAAUUUAAUUCGCCAACGAUAAACGAACAUGCAACGCAGUCUGAAACUUCAUAUUUAUUUCCAUGAUAUAAAAUGCCCGAACUCUUCGCGCUAUAUACCGUACGAAUUUGCUUAACGCGUCUAUCGACGAAUUAUAUUUAUUACGAAACAAUUUAUUAUAAAAGAAAUAUAAACGAGAUACAAAACGUAGUUAGAGAAGCGUGCAACUUGGAAAUAUGGAACGUUAGAGACAUUUGUAAUAAAAGAAGCUCGUAGAAAAAUGACUCGCGCCAAGUCAGUUUAACAACGCGUGAUCCGAUAGGCAUCCGAUUAACUGGACGGCCGAAGAUGAUCGGCAGGCGUGGAAUUGAUUAAACGUUCGUCGUGGAAAGGGUAACGAGAUGAUCGAGGCGGACGAAGAAAAUUAGCCAGGCAGCGCGUGCGAAAUCGAUCGGGCAACGUCUGGCCGUGUGAAAGGUGGGCAAAUCGUCGGCAGAAAUAUCAGGGGUUGAAUAGCGUGGAACAUCGGGCAGCGAUCCUCGAUAUCAGUCACGGCCACGUGUAUCCCAGAGGAGCGGCCUAUCGCAGCCGAAACGUGCAAGAGUAGAUUCCGGAUGGGUCGUUACUCAGAGGGGCUGGAUAUCUGUCCGUCGAUUCUCGGUGGCGAACGAACGAAUUCGAGCACAUUGUACCUGGUGGCGCGGCUCUGCUCGACUCGGCUCGGCUUGGCGCGCCCGUCUAUUUGGGUCGAUCGAUCUCCGGUAAGAGAGCAGAAUGAUCCAUCGAUGCUGUUACCCGUUCCUCCGCGUGGCUGCGCGCAAGACCGCACGUCUUGUUCCAUCGUACAUUUACCUGCAUACACUCGCACACAUAUGUAUCGUACACGUACACGUACAGGAAAAGGAAACUCGCGCUCGCGUACACUCACACACACACACACACACACAUACGUACGUAGGUACGUGUUUACGUGCAUAGGUAACUAGAGACAACGGAGACGGACAGACGAACGGGACGGACAGACACUGUUCACAGGAAGUAACGCCGGCCAAAAUAAAAUAGAGACGAGAGUCCGAUGGAACGAUCGGUUUCAGGAGGAUAAGCCUCCUGAAGCUUCAGCGAUUCGUUUCGCGGGCCCCGUCGCCAUGGAUCACAUUGGUCCGUGAGUUUACAUAUCAUAUAGGGUUAACUAGUUGAUAUUACAGAAGAUUUAAUAUUUUUAUAAUCCACAUUGGAAGUUGUUAUAUCGAGUCGUUAAGCUUAUUGUGUACAGGAGGAGAGCCACCCGUCUGCAUAGGAACAAUGGGAUUUUAGAGAAGAAAGAGAGCUCUCUGUGAUCUUGGGUUUCGUCGCUCCGUCUAAUCUGUUAAUCGAUCGCGUUCGUUUCAUGUAUCGCGAGGCAGGAUAUCGUAGUUUUCUUUCGCCGCGCGCUGUGCACGACUCGCCGAAUGAAUUAGGGGGAUGAAAGGAGGAUCGUUUGGCGAGCGGCGUCGAGCCGUUCUGCUUCAGCAGCCAGAAAGGCUUUAACGGGAGGAGGAGUUGGUUAAAGCUGUAAUUUUUUAUACGUGUUACUAUUAUACCGUGAAAUGUUGGCGAAUUUCAUUCGUAGCGCGAUGCAACCAUAUCAUUUUUAUUACUAUUUGACGUAGUAAGAUACAUUAGGUCGGAAUAAACAAAAGUUAAACUGCACAUAUCGUUAGAAUUAAGAAAUAAUUGGUAAUUACUAAUCGUCGAUGUUCGAAUUGGAUACUGAUUGCGAUGUUUAAACCGAUUAUUUAAGAAGUUUCGAUAAGAAAGAGUAAAUAGAAUAUUCUUAAGAUCGUAGAUCGAAGUUAUCUGUGAGGAAUUAUUAUUGCGCUUAAUUCUGUACCAGCGGUUCUUGAUCAUCGUCGUCAUAAGCUGGGACGAAAUAAAGUUUCGAACGAUUCAAAAUCGACACGAACUUGCGAAGCAAGCUUCGACGUUCAUUCGUAUCACUUUUUAUCAAUUUAUCAAUUGCAUAAGUUAAAGGGCAGUUAAUUUGACUAAAAGCUCGAAGCUCGAUAUAAAAUCACAGAGGGAAUUAAAAUUUGUAAAUUGAUCGACAUUUUCGUUGCUUCUACUUUUUCGAGUACCUACUCUUUACUUUAAUACGCGCACACGUAUAUUUGAUUUGUAUAAAAACUAGGACGUAAGCGCGAAACGAAUACAUAUCAGAAAAUUGUGAUAAGGAGACGUAUAUAUAAAUUUUUAUAAGGUAUAUGUUUAGGCGAUUUAUUAAAAUAAUCGUGGAGUUAGAAGAUGGAAAAAAUGAUCGUUAAUUGAAGAAAGAAUAGCGCGACAAAUUUUCAUAUCCUGUAUUUUUCGAGGAGACACGACAAAUUUAGUAUAUUUUUAACGUUCACCGAAUUAAAUAAUAGUCGUUAAAUCACUUUGAUUUGUAGAUACGAAAAGAUAUUAUUCUAUAAACAAUGAUUCAAAUAUUGAUACUUUUUAGUAUAUUUGUAACGUUCACUGAAUUAAAUAGUAAACGUUAAAUCAUGUUGAUUUAUGGAUACCGAAAUAUAUUACCCGGUGAACAAUGAUUCAUAUAUUGAUACUCGAAUUUAAUAACGCGAUAUAUACGUUUUACACUUAGACUGGCUGUUUUAUUCCCCUCGUUAUACAAUGGUACCAAAAAUUUCUUCAUUUUGUUUAUCUGAUCUUUUUUACGCUUCCUUAUGCGUGGAAUAUUAAACCAAAAUUAGAUGAUCUAAAGAAGACGAUCCUAAAUUUUGUUUAAAAUAUACAAAAAAUAUGAAAAGAAGCGACUUUUUCAUCUUAAGCCAUAUAAUUAUGAAGAAUUUUCCAGGGCUUAACAAUUAAAAGAGAAUUCAUCCUGGGAGUUUACCUCUUGCGAAUUCUUAUUUUAAAAUCUAUAUCUAAACGAUCGAUCCGAAUCAUCGUAUCGUUGGUACGUGACGUCACGGAAGAAAAAUCCUGAAGGAAUCUGAGGAGUGCGUGUCACGGUUCACCUAAAAUUGAGCUAAAGCUAAACGAAAUCCUACGGAUAGCCUGUUGAUGUUCGUAUUCGUCGUAAUAAGGCUUGUAUCGCACACCCUAUGUAAACCUAUUCCAAUAUCCAAGGUUCCAGAUUGAAGCAAGGAUAUCAACAGCGGAGAAAAAGAGAAAAGGGAGCAGAGAAAUAGUAAGGGGCUCCUAUAUAUCACGUGAAGAUAAAAGUUCGCGAUAAAAUUGACCAUUUGUUUCUGAAGAAAAAAGAAGAGAGAACCCGGCGCGAAGAUUCCAUCGAUCGCUCCUGGGGACCCGUGACGCCUCGAUGAACGAACCUGGAAUGCGUAUAAUAGUCAGAGAAAAUUGCUCGGAAAUCUUUCAAUACGUUCUCUUCCGUGCUAUGUCGUCCACUGGCCAUUUGUACCGAAUUCGCGACAAAAAUAGAGAUCCCGUUAUACUUCGAAUUGGAUUUUUCGACAGUGAGAAACAAGAUUUCUCUGAACGCUGUGCAAUUUUAUAAAUUUCAGAUUUAUAACCCUUGACAAAAAGUACUUAUAUACGACUAGCCUUUUUGGAACAUCCUGUAUAUAUGUAGUUUUAUUAAAAACCAAAACGGUAGUAUUUAUAGUGGAAGUAAUCGUUUUGUUCGAUCAGAAACGUAUCGUACAAACGUAUUUCGAUAUAAAUUUUGCCCUCUUUUCUUUUUUUUUUUUUUUUUUGCUUUGCAAAGUAUGUUAUGUACCGAAAAAUUUGCAGGAAAUUUGCAAUUUAAAUCGAAAACACUUUUCACGGUGUCGUUCAUUAAAUCGCGUAUCUUUUUCGGCCCGGUGCACCGCGGUAUCGCGAAAUUACACGGAGAAACGAAAACUCGUUUCCAUUGAGUGAGCGGGCAAGGAAAGUUAACUGAGAAACCUUGGAAAAUCCACCGUUCGUCUCCGUUUCCAACGAACGCCGUAAAAGUCACGUUAUAAGAAGCUGCUAGUAAAAAAAAUGUUCGCUAACAGAAAUAUACGGGAUCGUUUCAAAAGAUAGCUUGUUAAGAAAUAAAUUGAUCUAUUCGCGUAUAGAUAUCCGCUGUUUUCAUAGGGCUUUUCUUUCAUUGUAAGAAGCAAGUUUCCACGUAAAGAUAUCGAUGAUAUUCUUACAACGUAUCGUUUCUGUAACAUAUGUAAAUGACAGGGGUAUUCUUUGAUAUUUCAAUUACCGUACCCAUAGUGCAGUUUUGAGUGAUACGAAGAACGAUAGUGAUCGAACGAUACGAUAGUUAUGUAGACAAGGGUAUCAGAAAUCGCGAAUGCUUUGCACGCUUCAAGUGUGACACUCGAUAUCGGAAAGCGUACUUUUCCUUCGGGAACAGGAACAGGAGAAGUGUCAAGGAAUUCGGUCAAUCGCGAAUAAACUUGUCACGGAAAGCUUAGGUGUUUGAUCAAGGUUUUAUCCUACGAGUAUCUUUGAAGCCUCCAGAAAUAUCACUAUAAUCGACGAAAAAUUCUCCGUUCUUGACCUUCUGACCUCCUUUAAACCUGAAAUUUUAAUAAAAGGAACAGGUUGGAAAAGAAGCGAAAAAAAGUGGUAUCGGAUAUUGUUAUUGCUCUUUUUCUCUUUUUUUUUUUUUUUUUUGUUACUAGCCUUUAUUAUAAUCGAUCCGUUGCAUUCCUCGUCGCAUUUCGUUCUAGUCUAUAUCUCUGUACUAUGAAUAACAGCUUUAUUUUUUCUAACAAACAAUUCACCUAAAAAAAAAUAUUUCGUCCCGAACCUCUACGAUUUUUUAUAAAAUACGGUGUUUUCUAUUAAAUAUAUUAAAUUUAAUAUCGUAUCGUAUUUGUUAUCUCUUUAUUUAUUUUUAUUUACUCAGUGCACUGUCCGUACACUACGUGUGUUUGUAUCUACGUUCUCGUCGCGCUUUGACGAAUACAUCUAUGAAACAUACAAAUAUUCCUAACUUACAAAUUAAAACCAUUUCAACCAGUACCAAUUAAAUAUAUCUUAUCUAUAUAAAUUAAACUUAACUCUGUUCAGACUUUCCUUUUCUAUUUUACAUUUACGUCCUCUUCGUUACCAGCCUUUGUACUAACCACUGCCUCUAAUUUCGCCAUCGAACUUUUCAUAUCUUCUGCUAAUCUCACACUGUCUGUUAGCAUAUUUUCGAUUUUCCUUUUCAACUUCAGACUGGCGCCCAGCUUAUUCACCCAACCCCCGAGGUCUUCCCAUAACUUUCCUCUCAAACGCUACGUAACUCCAUACAUGCAUCAUACUCUCUCUCUCUCUCUUCCUCCCUCUCUUUCGCUCUUUCUCUCUCUCUCUCUCUCUCUCACACACACAUAAUCUGCAUUCUUUUACUCCUAUUCCUCUCGUAUUCCUUACAUUCCCACAUCUUAAUCGUGCCCACUAUUCCUUGUCGUUACCUCCGAUAUUCUUCUUCAUCCAAUAGACUGCCAUACCCAGCUCCUCUUCCCUGGACUUGUAAGUAUCGCGAUAACUUGACCUGUCUAUCCUACUGCAACGUUCAUGCAUAUCUUACUGCACCUUCCUUCCUAUUGCAUUUUUCAGUUUCUGCUCUAUCCUGCUGGUGCAUUGUAUUUGUUAGACGCAGCUUUAUUCUAGGCAACACUUUGGUUUGGAUACAAAAAUAACACAGGAUUCUUGGUGAAUCUCUCAGAUAGCAAUUUCUUACAACGGUACACGCGCGACACCGUGGCAGAUACAAAACGGAAGUGGUGCAACUUGAAGAGAAAAAUGGAAGUGAAGAAAAAAGAAAGAAGAAAGGAAAGAAACAAGAAGAAAUAAAGUCUGUGUGCAAAUUCGGCAUAGACGGUGAAUUCGAACGUGGUUUUUCACAAUACCGUAUCGUAUACUUCUUUAUCGUAUUGUGAUUUACGCCUGUUACGAUCUUUUUUGACUCAUGCGCGCGUUUCAUACGUUUAACCUGUACCUUAAUUUAUUCCUAUGCUCCCGCCGGUCGUAAUGGUUCGUAAUAGUCGUAAAAGUUGCGUGCGUCAGGCUGUCAUUAAUCCUGAUUAUUCUCGGUCGCUUCACGGGUCACGCUUGCACGAUCAAUUCUUACGUUUUGUAAUUCUCCCUCGUAGCAUAUUUUUCCAAACGAUCGUCGAUGUAUAAAUACUGACUUUCGCGUGCGUCUGUCGCCAUAAUAUACAAAUUCUCAUAUUUCUUCUUUGCUUUCUGCCAGAGCAAGCUAGCUAUUCUUUCGUACGACGAUUUCCCUAGCGACGCACUACGUGUAACUUGCCAUUUCUUGUCCGACGAGGAAGAUGUAUCGCGUCAAUAGCACCCAUGUUAUAUACUAGCCUAAUUAAUACUUAAUUAGAAUGUAUAUAGAGGAAGAUAAGACAAGUGGUGUUGGACCAAUAUUGUAUUGCAACAGGACCACUACCUUCGUCUUAAAUCUUAAUUUACUAUCUAAAUGUAGUUAUAUUUUAAUUUAUUAUAUAUCUUCCAGUUCGUCUUGUCUCGUUGUUCCAACAGUAAGAUUUGCCUGCUAACGCGUUUCUAGGUAUAUUUCUAUACCAUAAUCCUGUAUGCGAGCGUACGUUUCCUUAUUAAUGAUCCUCUAUGUUUGUGUCAGUCUUUGGUAUUUCGUUCCAGUUCUGGAUGUUGUUCUGUGGUUUCUCUAUUCGUCCAAGCUCCAGAAUACUCUCAACUUUAUGCUCCCCUUUAUGAAGUUUGCUAGUUGGCAUAUUAAUUUUCUGCUUUUCGUUGUUAUCAUUUCUGUUUAUUCCUCAUUUCUCAAAGUGAUUGGUCUGACUUCUGUGUAUACUGUGCAGCCAUUGAUCGAUUAUCGUUUCCCUAUUUCCUGUUUCCUCAAUUUCGCACAGUCGACGUAAUAGGUUCUCCUGUAUUUUAUACUUAAAUUCAUGUCCUAUCGUCGUUGUCCAACUCCGUUUACCAAUUAAUCUUACCCAUGCAAUACUUUCUAUCGACAGUGGUUUAUUUAAUGUUAGAUAGUUGGUCGCUUAUCGAUGGCAUAUCCUGAAUUCUUUUGUCGUCACGGUGUAUAUCAAAUUUGAUAUUUUAAUAUAUUACAUUUCGUUAAAAUUGUUUCACGUUAAAUAAAAGCUCGAUAUCGUGCUUAUCAAAACGUGUAAAUAAAAUUGCAUUUAUUAAAAAGUCUAUAACGUCGAAAAUGGAAGCUAAAUAAAAUAAGUGAAACAAUACAGUUCGAUUACAGUAUCUAAAGGUACACGUUAACUUGGCAUUCGUAUACACUGAUACGCUGUAGGUACAUAAAUUUCCACUUGAAAAAUUAAUAUUAAUUUACAACACGACGCAACAUUUUAUCGAAAAAGCAAUUUCAAAUUUCCUGCAAAAUUCUACUCGUCGUGCUCGCGCUCGAUAUGCAAUUUUUUAAAACGUACAAUGAUUCUUCCUUGAAGGUUUAACGUUUCAUUAAAAAUACACUGUUAUUCCAUAAUUUAUUGGAAAACAGCGAAGUUUCUGAUAAUGGAUCUUAUCGUUUUCUACCGAAUAAUCAAUUUUUCCUGCCCAUCACAAUAUUUGUCAUAUUUUACGAACUCGCUUCAGCAUGAAGUACGAAUUGAGAUUCUUUAAGUUCGACGCGGUCAUUAACAAAUGCGAAAGCACGGAACUACGGCAAAUAAAUUAACAGAUACGAUGAAAUAACGAUUUAUCUUUGGAAAUUUACGUAUUUAUCAAGAUGAAAUAGCCUACUUCGUCACGUUUCGUUGGAAGUGAAAUGUUAUUCGAUAAAAUGAUUCAUCGACACCGAUAUGAUAAUGAUGAAAUCUCAUUUUCAAUAUGUUUCACGUGAUUCUAACCGGUUCUUCCAAUUUUACUACUACAUUUCUACAUGGAAGUGACGAAAAAAAUUAAUUUGAAUAAAAUCAAUAGAGUUUCUUUCUCGAUAUCGUCUUGAAAGCUGUGCAAAAAAAAAAAGAGGAGCAGAGCAAAUACAGUUAGAAAGCUCGCCGUGAAACGAAUAUUUUUCAUCGCGGUUGUUUGUUUUUCAGUGGAACGACUGUUUAAUCUGAUGCAAAAGCAUCGGAACACCGUUAUUUACUCGCGAUAACAUCGUUAUAAAUAUUGUUGGUCAAUGGUGAAACAUUUCGAUCCAGAUUCUGCGGCGUAAGAGAGUAUUUCAUAAAUUUCAUAAACGUGAUAUACAUCGUAGGAUCUUAUGCUACAAUUAAUUUAUUUACAAUCAAUGGAUUGUAUAGAUGUUGAUUAAACAGGAAACGAUGGUAGUUUAACGUAAACUAAUCGCAAUAACGUACUAUAAUUUAGACAAAUAAAUAGUUAAUUCGCAACUCUCGUCACCACGAAUCCAACGCUCUCUCUCUCGACAACGCACUCUCUGACUUCUCAACUAACAUUCUCCGGCUUCUCCACUGACACUGACUGUUAAUUCGUCUUUCUCUCUUAGCAUCCUUUUGUCUUUUUAUCUUAGCUCCACCACGCAGGUGUUCCGCGACCGCUCGUGGUCAGGGUCAGUCAUCAGGACUUUUCCACGAAACUAUUCGAUUGAAGGAUCGACGGCACAUUGUUGGGCCUGUCGACGCCUCGGCUUUCUCGCGACAUCGUUUAUGGUUCGCCCGAUGUCUCUUAGGCCUUUUGUCCAUGAUACUACAACGUACAUAAAUUCCCAGGAUGAAAUGAACAUAAUUUUCCAGCAUGUACAAGCGACUUUAAAAAAUUAUCAAACUUGUAUCGUACUUUGUUGGAAGCAGAGAUGGAAGAUAAAGUCUAAUACGCUAUCGAAUUAGUAUUAACAAAAUUAUUCUAAGAAAAUACUGCUACAUAAGGAGGCGUUAAAAAAUACUGAUCUAUUGUAUGAAAAAAAUUGCUCUCACUUACUGUAUAUCUACACAAGUCGAGAAACUCGUAAACCAAAGCAGAGCGGUCGCGACGAAUACGUCGACGAGUUCUGUAAAAGCGUAAUCUUCUCGUUUAGAAAACGCAAAAGCAACCAGCACAACGAUCGGUCACCUGAAUCCUACGAUCCUAAGAUCCACGAUCGGCUGCUUUAUCGUUUCGAAAUUUAUGGGUCGAGUCAGAACAAUUGCGUAUUUUGCACGAGUUUGGCGGAUACGUGGAGCAAUGAAAAAUUGAUUAAAAAUCGGCAGGAUCGCUUUUAAUCGAGGAUCGAGUCGAUUAAAGUUUGCGAAAUCUCGAAGAUUGAAUACGAAAUCUCGAACGAGGCUCUAAAUUUGGAAUAUUUCGAGGAAAAGCGGUUUUCAAGUUACGCUCUUCCAUAAGCUGAAACGCUUAACGCGGUUCUUGCGUUUAACGUUACAUCGCCUUCUGACGAAAUAUCUGCUAUACCAGCGUGUGUUAGAACGAUCACUGUAGAACUGUACUACAUCGUUAACGUCAGAACUAUAAUAGAACCAUAAUACGUACCUAAAUGUUGCCUAUAUAAAUCAGUAUAAAAUUGUAAGGAAAUUAAUUCAAUGAAAUGCAUCUAAAUAAUUGUGUACCCGCUAAAUAGAAGUCCGCAUUAAUUUUCGCAAAAACGUCUAUACGUUUUCGGUAGCCGUAAAAGGAGAAGAAGUAAUUAUUAUUUUAUUAUAACACAUAUGAUUGCAGUGUUAAUAAACAUCCACCAAAAUACGUUGUAGAGAGCCCUUAUUCGAGGUUUCCAUAGGAUUAUCGAGAAGCGUGUGACAGUAUCGGCGUAAUUCCCGGCGCGUAUUAAUUUCGAGGAAAGAAAGAGGGGACAAAAAGGUACAAAACAAGCGUUUCCCUGGCGUAGGCAAAGAGACGCGCCAUAAAUAAUCCGCUUUACAACGGCGGUGAGUCGUGCAUCCGCAGAGGUUAGCGUGAAAAGUGCAGCUUGCAUCGGUGCGCCCUGUUAUUCCGUGCAAUAAAUACCUCUCCGUGUUCGGGCAAAAGUUAAAUUUCGAUCACAGAGUGCUCGAUGUCGGGGUCGGAUAAACUCUGCAACACCCGAGCUAUAUUCGCUACGAAUCCGCUCGAAAUCCGUUCCGUGGUCUCACGAUUCGAAGCGACAACCGCGUCGAACUCCUUCACCACUGCGAUAAGUCGAGGAAACAAUCCCCUUCGAUCUCCUACCGUUGAAUUUCGCGUUACGGGAAAUCCUGCGUUCUGUACGCGUCGCGUACGAAAUCGUUCACAGGUUUCCUUCGUGAGAUUCACCAUGGGUCCAACGGUGUAUCGAAAAGAAUGAUUUUUUUCGAUGAUAAACGAGCCGCUCAUCCGCCAAAUCGGCUAACUCUGCGAAGCAGAGAGUAGGAAAAGUUGGUGAAAUUAUCUAAGAUAAGGAUCGAUCGAGUGCUGUGGCGCUUUAAAAAGUUCGAGAAAGUUAAUGGAGUUAACCGCUUUGGCCUGUGAAACGGCUCAAAUCGCGUACGCAGAUGUACGGAAUCUGGAGAACGUUUAAUCCGCGGUGUUCUAUUUGUACGGGAUAUUUAAAACUUGAUACACUUUAUAUGGGCUUUAUCGUGAAAGGUAUUUUCUUUUUUUGAAAAAUGUUAUUUCCUAAAUAUAUAAUAGCUACAUACUCUUGGGAAGGGCUUAACUGCGACGAAUAUAAGCUGGAAUCAAAAUUCGAUGGAAUACAAAUUUUAGCGAUAAGUUGGUAUUAAAUUUAAGACGAAUGCUGGUUUCGUAGGUUGAGAAGUAUAAGCGUUGAACAUAUCGCGAGCUUGAAAUUCAUCAUAACGCGUACAUAUCAAAGUGUGAUAUAAGCAAAUUUUUCUACGGUAUAAUAUAUAUAUUAUCUGUAUAUAUAUACACGUAUUUUUUACUACAGUAUAAUUUUGAUGCAAACGAUCAUUAAAAACUUGAGAAUUAUACAAUUUUUAAGGAGAUUAUUUUACGAAUCAAGGUAUCGAUCGAUAACGUUCAAUAAUUUCAGCGAUAUAACAAAUUGACGAUCGAAACGCAACGUAAUUUAACAUGUAAGAAAUAUUUAUCUUCUGUGAAUGAUUCGAAGAAGGUACUAGACUGAAAGAAUCAAGAAAAUAUAAACAUAAUUGACUGUGUGCAAAGUGGUCGACAAUUCGUUCAACGAAUCGCAUUGUAUGAGAUAGCGAAUAUUUUUUGACAUUUACUUAAAUUCUUUUAAUACGAAAUACAUGUAAACCAAACGAUAUAACGUAGAUCAUUUUCGUUGCUGGGAAAAAUUCAGAAUAUAAUUAUCUGCUUGUUUGCCUACGUUAAUUACUUCUUCUCGUGUAUAGUCGUUAGACGAAGGAAGAGAUCACCGCCGAAUAUGUACAAACAUAAGCUCGUAGCAAACGUUAGUUCGUCUCAACUGAUACGUCUAAUCGAUACUAAUCAAAGCGAAAUACAAACCUUGAUCUUUGCAAACUAGUCUUCGCAGGCAGUCGGUAAGCAGAUUUGAGCAAGAAUCAACUGAGUUUGCCUAAGCAAUAAUUUUGACGAAGUCUCGUAUAUGUAUCUGCAUAUACGUCGUACGAUUGCAGGCAAGUAAUUAUAGAAGCUGUGAGCAUUACAACUUAACCAGAUGAUGUUUCUUGCGAAUGAUUUCUACGAAGAGAAAGAUGAAUCGUUGGAAAUUUGUCGCUGAUACUGGGGGCAAUAUAUUUUCCAACACGAUCGAUAAAUAAUUUCCAAGUAUAAUAGAUUGUUAAUAUUUAUUUUCGCCUAAGUUUUAUCACGAUUUUUCAGAAUUCCAAAGUUUUAAUUAAAUUUUGGGAAAGUUCGAAAGCAGCGUUUGGGUUCGCCACAACUCUGAAUUAGUAAAACAUUCGAUUACAGUUGCUAUCUUUUUCAACUUCCCUCUAUAAUAGCAAGCAUCUGCUGCUUAUCGUGCAAAUUAAUCUUGUACCGUUCCGAUAUCUGAUUUGUCAUAAUCGACCGAGAUAAGCGAAACACCUGGAACUUUGCAUCGAAUAGAUGUCCCCCUCGUUGUUUGUCUUAUCUCGAGCGACGAGAUAGAAGACGACCGAAGUCGAAGACAAGACGACCAAGAGUUUUCUCGAAAACAUUCGCCAAACAUUCUGCAAAAACAGAGAUCAAACACAUUGGAGAUAAAAACGAGAGAGUCGUCAGCGAAGUAGCUCGGCAAAAGAAACGUCAUAGUUCUUUGCAGCCAGUUCGUUUCAAACGUGAAAUGUCCGCUGCAAAAAUGCGUCGCGACCGUCUCGCAACGGCAAAGUUGGCCCUGACACGAUGUACCCGCGUGCUACGUCGAGUUAGCUAGCGACGCAAGUGAAUUAUAUCUUGUUACGAACCGGAAGGGCCAACUCCUGUAGACGUCGCUCGCGCGAAUAAAUUGUAUCUCUCGCGGCGAAGUGGCCGACGACGACGCAAGGAGACCCAUCCCGCGGAAAGAUUAGAAACCGUGAGGCGAGCUGGCCCCGAGGAAAAAAAGAAACGAACGUUACUUUGUAGAGGAGCACCGUACAACCUGCUGAAUUAAUUCGGUGCACUAAAGACCCCGUGUCCCUUUUGCAGCGACGCAAACGUCGUCCAACCUUUUUCAUCCCUGUGUUUCACGUUGGUGCGCGUUCAAAGGCGGCCGCGGCAUUAUCGCGUUAGAUUUGGCUAUGUAGUUUGAAAGCUUCUGUCGAGUUCUCUGAGAAAAAGUUUUAUGCAGCAUGAUCUUUCGUAUUUAUUUCCCAGUGGAAUUUAUCGCGUGUCACGGAACAGCCAGUUUCACAUUAUCAGCCGACAGUAAGCAAAACUGGCUUUUUUAUAUAUUUGCACGUACAGUGAGAUUUUUGGAAGUUGGUGUAAAAAGGAAAUGUUUAUAAAAUGGAAACAAAGAGGGAGGAUGAAGAAGAUUUGAUUUGGUUUAAAGCAUCUGAGUCGUAACUUUUCGAUUAUGAACUACCUAAAUUCGUCCUAUUAUAAACAUAUAUUAUAAUUAUUAUAAACAGAGGGAAGGUGAAACGAAUAUAUUAUGUUCGAUAUUACGUUUAAAAAGGUAUCGUUCUACGCUCUUCAUCGUAGUAUUGUUUUAUAUGGACUUGCAAAGCAGGAGUUUAUUCCAAAGGAUAUUUUACAGUUUGGUAACGAAGAAAAUAGCGUUUAUAAUGAAAUGGCAGCUCUUAUACGAAUAUAACAGUACCUAUGUAUGUGCCAUUUAUUAAAAUGUAAAUCUUAUUCGACACAGCAUGGAAGAAAGAAAGCAUUCUCCAAGUAAAUUCCGAUUUGAAAAUAAAAAAGGCGGAAAAAGGUCGACAAGAACAGCCGGAUUAAGAUUCGAUCGAAGAACCCUCUAAGUUGUCAUGGUCGUUCCAUUAAUCUUCCUCGCGAAUCAUUUUUGCAUAUGACUAGGGCAUAAAUUUAAUUCAACGCGCUGCUCAGCUUCGUAAAUAGAAUGGUUAAAUAAUUCACGCGUUCUGUUACGUUGAUAUUCAGUUCCUGCUCUCAUAAUUCAUUUGCUCGCUUUACGUCGCCAGUAACUAUCGGGCCGUGAUCCAAAACUUUCACUCGCUACCCUCAAAUUAGCCGAUCGAUGUAUUUCAACGACUGCUCGACUCAGCUCGAAAAAUUUUCGCUUUCCUCCAGAAAUUCCAUGUAAAUUUUCUCACGUAUUCCACAAUUUUUCCUUCCAGAUAUGACAAGCCUGAAAGCUGUAUUCGAACAAAAAUUAGUUAAAAUUGGUCGACUGCGUUCGUAGCGAAAGUUUAAAUGGACUCGGGUGGAAAGUAGUUGCAGGGCUACCGAAUUUCCUAGUUAUAUGAACAGAAUUAAUUGAACAAGCGAGACAUUUAUAAUCCCGAAAGAACGUAUUUGCAAAUUAGAAAGGACACGAUCCAAACAUCGAAGCUACCUGUAUCUUUGGUAAAAAUAAAAGACCUUAUUUCCGAAAUAUUUUUUAAUUCCUAAGGAUUUAUAUAUUCGUAAAUUUAAAAGCGUACUGUAUCGAUACUCGCGCGCGUGCUUCGAUAAAAAUAUAAGAAGGUUAUUUAACGAUAAAUGCGGCAUAUAUUUAAUAAAAUUAUUAUUUCGAUAAUUUACGAGCGACAGGAUAGUUUCUAGUGAGACCGAUAGUCGCGAGGCUACGUAUAAAUUUUCUACUGCGUUGAUGCGAUAAGAAAAAAAAAAAAAGGACGUAUACGAUUUCAGUAUAGUCGGUAGAAUCAUAGUCAGCCAAGCGAAAAGGACAUUCGGACAUUCUGCUUGACACGCGACCGCCGUUCGCGAGGUUCAUUUAAAUACGGAAAUAAAGUAAUUUCGUCUGACAGCGCUAAUAACUUGCGGCCUAUGGCAUACGUUCUGCAAACCCGUCCACGGCCACCAUCAACUUAGAUUCACUGUUAUCGCUGGUUAAUACAGCGUAUAAUGACGGCCGAUUAAUUGCGAUUACGAUCGCUCACGACACACCAGUUGCUAUCUUGACAAUUUACAUCUUUACCAUUUGUUCGGGACACGAUAGUAGAACGUUCUUAUGUUCCGCCGCUAACUCCUUAGAAAUAUUUCUUUCGUAAUCUACACAUUUUGUCCCCGAUAGAUAUUGGCUGGCUGUUCUAGCAAACUUUCGUUUCGCGUUUAGGAAAUUUAACCUGCGUUUUAUGUACAGUAGCAGGAAAGAAAGAAAGUUCAAAGUUGCUAAGUAAUUUAUUCGCGUGCACAUAGUAACUUUUCCAUUAAAUAUUUUUCGCUCUGCUACUUACAGUCGGUCAGUGGAUCGUAAAUGUUUUGUUACGAAGUUAUAACAAAAAUACAGAAAUUAGGAACAAAAUUGACAUCGUUCUUACAUACAGAAUGAAGCAAGAAAUCAUAAUACGGCAUUUACCAGUCUAUGGUUAUAUAACAUUGUUUUCUUAUUUUUAAUCAUAGAAUAUACCGACAUGGUUUGGCGCGGUAUAAAUGAAACACCCUGUACAUUCUUAUUUCUUCAUUGGCUCUUGCGGAAUUCUCUUUCGUAAAAUUAUGAUAUCUUUUUAUGUUUCAACUUUCCGUCGCUCGUUACUGCAAUUUUACACCGACUAGUAUUAAAUAGAAUACACACGUUGCUAAACGACCAAACGAUUAUCGACUAAAACGAAGUAACGAAGAAUUAAUAAUUCAACUUUAAUCCACUCGGUUCAAUCUGAAUAUUCGACAAAGAAUUGGAGAAUGUUAGGGAAGGCCAUUUCUAAUAUUUGAUUUACUCUCAAACGUCUGGACCCUUUAGUGGCGUUUCAAACAGAAGAUCUUCUAAUUACGUUGAACAGGCUGCACUUCGUUCAUCCUGGGUUCUUGCCUGUCAAACUAAAGAUCAAACGUCGACAUUCGAUCAGGAUUCUCUCAGGGCUGAACAAGCAGCCCUCUUUUACAUACACCGGCCAUGUUCAAUCACGACAUAACGGAGAUGAUGUAACGGCCGGUACAUGGAGCACAGAUUAAAAGAACUUUCGAGAAAUUCUGUCGGUGAGCUUUCCAUUUUGUGCGCUCGUCUUUUUCCGUGGUGUCGAGUAUUAACGUGAUUGGGUUACGUACCGUGAAGAAUCGACAAGUCGAGCUCGCCGAACCAUCAAAAGCUGGCUUUUCGUAAGACGAAGCUUCGGAUUUCGCUAUUUUGACUGCAUCUAAUGGAAAAUAUCCUUUUUCGGAUUACCGUCUUGGCUACGUUCUAUUUUCCUUCUUUUUUUUCUUUCUUUUUCUUUUUCAUCUGAUCCAAUCUCCAAAGACAAUUUUAAAUUCGAUCGUCAUCUUUGAAGGAACUUUAUAAUGCAAGUAGCUCGGAUUCGAAAAAAACAUCGAAAAAUGUACAAACGUGAUUUGCUUUGUUACAAUAAUACACGUAGAAGCGUAAUAAAAUAUCUUUAGAUUUUCUUCCAAGCGUUUUUUAAAAGCGAAGGAACGAUCAAAUAUUUAAACAAGACAUUGAGCACUUGUUUAUUCGUUUACCGUUCGCUGACAUAAACUCCAAAUAUAUUGCCACGAAUCUCCAUCGCUAUUUAAUCAAAUGGUAAAUUAAUAACAAAUCGUUUCAUCGUUAUUAGUUAGUAUUGGAUCAUCGCGCGUAAUACGAACUAUUUUAGCACAUUAUAAUAUGUAUCGUACUAAGAUUUAUAAUUGACUGUGGGCUUUGGAUUUGCAAAUAUUUUUUGGUAAGUCGAUCGAUAAAAUUGUGCGUUGCGCGCGAUAUUCAAACCAUAACUACAAUUUAUCAAACGAGAUAUUUGAGUAACAGCGUGAAUCAUUUAUUUCAAACGGAGUUAGUCGAAGUUGGAAUAUCAAGGAAUAUUAUUCUGAUAAAUUAUCGUGGUAUUUUAAUAGGUGCUUUUAUGAUCUGGUGGUAUUCGUUAACGCAAAGAAAAGAAAUAUCAGAUGGAACGCAGAAAGAAAAGAAAUAUUAGAUACAUCAUUCAUUGUGCGAGAAAGAAAAUGAAAAUACUUUAGGGAAAUUAAUUUCUGCUAUUCCUUGUCAUAAAUCAUGUUGCAGGCUAUUUUUAUUACAAUAGCUUUUUACUUUCGUAUUCUUUCGCAAUUUUUUAAGCUUUUUCAUUUUUUUUUUUUUUUAAGCUAUUAAACCAAAAGGCUAGAAAGAAGAAGGUAUUUUAAAUAUCAACCUGAAACUCGUACGAUGUUUCUACUAAACGCACUAGCACUAUCGCUACGUAUGAAUUUAUCUGUCGUUGCGCGUAUAUUGUCCUAUAGAAAAUGGUACGAGAGGCGCCACGUCCAAUCACGUUUAAUUGUCUACUAUCCUCCGACUAAUCGACUUAAAACUAGCGUAUGACCAAGCCGAAAGUUCUCGAUACGCGGAUCAAAUUCCUAGUAUUCGAGUUUGUACUGGCCAGAACCGGUUGAUCCCCAAGGUAGAGGAUCGUUAGAACCGUUUGUUCCAUUAUGAGCAUCGAAACGUUACGAAAUUGGGAAAUUUUACGACUGUCUAGAUCGACGAUCUAAAAACGAAAAAAUUCAUCGCGUAAACAUGUACACUCUUAAAGUGCUCGCUGGGAAAAUCGAUUCUUCCCAUUGAAAAUUCCACAGAUUUUCAAUCUUUUAAUCGAGAACGUCGGAUCAAUUGAUUAUCGAAAAACGUUUUUGCAAUGGAUACGAUCUUCAUUACUGCUUCGUAACUUUAUUGCUAAGCGAUAAUUAAAUUUCUAUUUUUGUCGCACAGAGUAAUUAGAUUACGUAUUAAAAUCGCGAUAAUUAGUUCGAAAGACAAACAAAGGAAAAUGAUUCGAACGAACGGAGAACUUUCGUCGACGUGGCCAUAAAGUUUCAAGCCUACUGUUCUUCGAUUCUACUUGUAAAUUAACGAAGAAAGUGGCGAUUUCGUUCUCUGCAGCUGUCACCGAGAACUCGAACUACUUGCGACUACCGCUUCUUGUUAGCUACCGUAGAUGAUACGAACCCAGUCGAUCAUAGCUUCGAUCCUAUGUAUAAAGUACUCGUGCUCGUUGCUGAUUACAGCAAUUCACGUGAACGUGAAUUCGUACGUGGCAACAGUAUAGAAAGAAUUUACACUUCCUUUUCGUAGAAUCUUCUGGAAAUAGUCGGGAAACAUUUGGAAAAAUGUUUCCUUAGUUAAUUGGAAGCUGAAAUUGGUAAAGCUCUCUUCGGUUCGCAAACGUUCAAAGACACUGAUGCCUUUGUGAUGCAAACUAACGGCUGAACUUAAGCUAGACGAUCACGUUUUUGAUGCGGUUCAUGUUAAUUUAUCACUUAAUCUCGCUGUCUGAGGCGCUCGUAAAGCCUCCUGCGAGACAAAGGAUCCUUAACUGGAUUCGUAACCAGACGCUAGUAACAACCAGCGAGUCGAUGAAUUAAUCAAGUCCUUUGUAUCCUUGUCCGGCGUCAACCAAGUGACUACGUAGUUUUAGCCAACAUUAUCAUAUUGAUUAAUUCUUACGCGUUUAGCCAUUUUUAACGAAACUUACGUAAUUUAUGGUUAUUUGCGAACAGACUUGCGUGCGUAUAUUCAAUCGAUAUAUUCUAAUGCGUUAAUUCUUUGCCUACAACUUCUCCAUUAUCAUAAAAUAAUAAUACUUCACCAAGUACGUAAAUAAGUACUUUGGGGAAAAAAGAAAACAAGUAAGUUUCCAACAUAUUCUCGCGUGUACGUAUCAAAAAUAACUGAUGGUUCUCUUAACGACGUGCAAUGACUAUAAAAAUUAUUUGCAUUUGCCAUUGUACUUAUUAUAGAAUUCAAAUGCUAAUUAAUUAGAUUCAAGAACUCUUGUAUAAUUACAGUUUGAUAAUAUGAAAAUAAGAAUGACGAGAAGAACGCUUUAUCGGAGAACAAGCGCGUGCGUGUACCGAUACUUUUCGUAGCCACUGUAUUUUCUUUCUAUCUGCCGCUCUCUCGUUAAACGAAAUUCUCGAAAUUAUUUCCCUCGAUCCCGGCGCAUUCUUAAUUUUCCUCUUGGCGUUUCUUACUCCCUUCGAUGCCAUUCUCUCAUUCAGCCGGUCUGUUUGUUCCAAUCCCAUAGACUCGGUGGUCUUUGACGCUUUGGAUGCAUUCGAUUUCCCUUUCGUCCCUUUUCACCUUUCACCCCGUCGUCGCCGCCGCUUUCCUCUGCCGGCUAUUUUAUCUUUCAUUCGUCGGCUUUUCUUUUUGUCUUUCAAUCCAACGCGCAAUCGGCCACUUUUCUCCUUCAAUCUAGUCCACGAUAAAAGCCCACUUUUGAUCUCGGUUGGCCCUUUCUCAUGCUAGUUACCCCUUUCGUUUCUGCGUGUUCCCCUUACCUUUACCUUUCUUCCUCCCCAUUUCUCGGUCGUUCCACUUUCGUCUUUCAGCGUUUUCCUCCGCGCACUCUCUCUCUCUCUCUUUUUUUUUAUUUUAUCCUCUUCUGCUCUUUUCUUCGCUCGAUGUUUCAACGACGUUCCCGUUUUCUCCGCGCGACCACGAUCACUACGUCCUGAUUCCGCCCUUUACCCGGGAUCCUUGUCAGAAGCCAGUUAACACCUUUUCCCUGUCUUCGACUCGAAUAUCUGCUUUCAUUGGGAAGUUGGCGGUGGACAGCCUCCGGGAAAGCGCCACGACGACCAGCAAAGACUUUCCAACAAAUUUGCGCUACGAAAUCCCGGCUUCUCGAGGUACGUACACGCCAACGAAAGAUAUAUUAGGUCUUUCGUCGAGAUCGCGGUCAUCUAGAAGUUGUUCCUCGAUUAAGGCUGCUGCUACGUGCACGCACUCAGCGAUAUCUUUCGACGUGUGGGACUUCUUUCGCGCGAGAAAUUAACUCGCGAUGAGAUAAUAGAUUUACUUGACGAUCGAUACUCGGAUUAACGGUCUUUCGUGUAUUUUAUUCGCCGCUUUGUCGUAUAUUUCUGUCGGUAUGCGUGAAUAGCAUUAACCAUCGAUAGUGGUAUUUCUUUCGCUGUUGAAUAUCUUUCGUUUCUAUCGGUUCGUAAUUUAUAAAGAAUAAGCGGUGUCGUUAAUUAAUUUACUACUUGUGAAUAAAUCGCGGAUUUUUGUCACGCGUUUACAGGGAAUUCGGAAAGUGCGGAAGAAACGUGUACGACACGUAUAUUGUACAUAAAUAUAUAAAUUAUCCAAUGUAGAAUAUUUAUGAUAUUUAUCGGGUGAGGCAAAUUUCUGUUUCGCUCGCACCUUUCUUUAAUCGUAUUCGUGAACGUACGAAUUCGCAUAAAUAUUCGCAGUGUAUUUAUAAGUUGCAAAAUGAAGUAACAUUGUUAAUUUUCCGGUAUAUAUAUAUAUAUAUAGCCAUAGGGAGGAAUUGAAACGAGCUGUAGAGAUCGGAAGCGCGUUAAUUUAAUUCAGGAACACGAGUGGUGGACGCAGCGUAGAAAGCGAUGAAAAAACGCCUAACUGUGACGAUGUGCAGGGUACAGGAAAAGGCCGGAGUAUCAGGGCGUACGGGAAAAUAAACUUUCGCGGCCAUUACCGUCGGCAUCUAUAUUUAAUCGGGUCGCUGCGGGUACAAUAAAAUUCCGGAUCGAUUUUCCAUUAAUCGGCUAUUAGUAUGCAAUAGCUAGUUUGUUCGUGUACGAGAAAUGACUUUGGUCUCCUGAGAUAAUAAUAAGGCAGCAAUCGUCCCGCGAGGACGUUCCUCGAUAACGUGUAACCACUGACCGAGAACUUCAUUUAUCGAAUAAUGUACCGUGUAAUUCAACGAAUUUGUCUUAUUAUCCUGAUUACGAAACGCCUCGUCGACAUUGUCUAAUUCUUCAAUUGCUUCCUUCCUCUUCUAUUCUCUUCCUCCUGCCUGACUUUCCAACCUUUUCCAGACCUCGUCCUGUUAAAUUCGUUGUGCGAACCGAUCUAUCGUACAGCGUAUCCUUGGUUGCUCGCGAAACAAUGGAUUAUUUUCUAUUUCACGCAAUCAAUGGCAAUACCUGCCUCGCCAAAUAAAUAGCAAUUGGGAUAACCAAUGCUUUCGUUCCAGUAGCACUCAACAUUGAUAAACGAUAUGGGAUUAAUAUUCAGACGCAGCACUAUCUCUGUAUUUGCUUGCAUAAGAGAUUAUUCAAAUAGCGUGUUGCUUAUUCUACGAGAAUACAUAUGAACCAUUUAUCGUAACUUGAAAUUACGCGAACUGUUUUUUUUUUCCUAGCGAAUAACGUCCGAUUGUUUUGGAUUGUUUUGGAACCCGGAAAGUACGUUGCGUUUUUUAAGGAAUUUGAUCGACAAGAACGAUCAUGUUGAAAAGUUUUCCGCUGAAAAACCUGAGAGAUUGUGGAAGGAUGGAAUAUUCGUGUUAAGCGAAAGAUGGAGAAAGCUCGUGGAACAAAAUGGCAUCUAUAUAAUUCGAUAAAUAUAUAUCGAAUGGAAAUGUAAAUCGGAACGAACUUUCCGGGCGACCCCGACAUUUCAACAAACAAGAGAUUGCCCUCUUUCUUAGAUUCCGCGCGGUCUUCUUCUUUAUAUCUUCUAAUAAUAUUUGCAAAAUCGCAUGGAGUACUUGACGUAUAGCGUAGAAAAUGUAUAACGUAGGAAAAUAUAUAAAAUAUUCAAAGCAGGAUCAUACUCGUCGUAGUAUUUAACGUACAACUACCGAAGAUGCAAUAAAAGUAUAAAAAUAUAGAAAGCCGCAUUAAAGAAGGAAAUUUAGAAAAUUAACAUCGCGAACUUGCACGUUCUACAAUUACAGAGAAAAAUAAAGAUAUAUUUUGCAAGGUAUCGUUCGAAUCCUCAGAAAUUUCCCUGGAAGAUGGCUAAUCGAUCACUGUGAUCAAUCCGCUAGUUCUACUGUUGAUAAUUGUACAAAACCGAGAUAAUAAUUGAGAUAAUAACCGUAGCAAAUAAUUACCAAAGUACUAAUCGAAAUCGAAACCGAAUUGCCUUUAUAAAAAUAUGUAUUUGCGUAAAUAUCCGCUGCCGAGUGAUUAGCAUUUACGUGAAAGAAGUUUCCCUGUCAGUAGGUGGAAAGACGGGGAGCGACGAGGAGUAAUCGAGACGAACAAUGCGCGCCGGGAAAUACUUGAUAGAGAUCGUGUGCCAGAAAAGUAGAAAAUUGAAACAUCCAACUUCGCCUAAAUGCUAUCUAUGUUCGCGAAAGUGUUGACAUUUACUACCCGGCUCUCAUUGUCAGCGAUAACUGUUCUCACGUUUUUGGCAAUUUUCCAGUGCUCGUUCGCCGGCCAACUCGCUCUUCGCAAAUCACUCCGUGGCUAACGUGUUAAAUAGUUAUGCGAGACAAAUUGCUUGGCAUAAUACGGCUCGUUGUCAUUGGAAAUGAUAACCGAGCGAAGCUGAUCCCAUUUAUUUUCAUUUUCCUUUCGCUCUGUCUUAUUAAUCUUUCCAAUUUAUUUAUCCGUUCUUUUCCUACUUCGUUAUUAUCGUUAUUACGAUAGAAAUCGGCAAAAAAUAUUUGCCUCGUGUAUCGAUUGAAUAAAACGGUAAAUGUAUCUUUCUUGGCGAAAUUUACUGGACACAUACACUGCUGGCCAUAAAUAUUAGGAUAUCAGCUGACACUUGGCAAAAAUUCUACGCUUCCCACUGACUUCUCUUUCCUAGGUAUUUUAUUACGAAUCUGUCAUUUCAUUCGUACUAUAUGGAGUCUUCUAGUGUAAAAUAGUAAAUGAAGGAAAAUUUGUUAGAAUUAUUCGAUAGACGUAACAAGCAAGUGUCGUAGUAUAUAUAGCUGACAGUGUGUAUUCACCUUUCGCAGUCAAAGGGUUAAUGCAAUAAGAAGAAAGAAAGUUCAGUGAUCGCGAGCACAUCGGACACAAUUUUCAACGAUUCAAAACUGAAUAAAGUGGAGAACAUUUACCUAAAUAGCUUUUCUCAUCUACGUUUCCCUCUUGUUCAAUUUGCCGUGCAUCACGCUACGCAAUGGAAAGAAUUUCGUUCCGAGUCGAUUACUGGUGCAUUGGAAUAUUUGUAAAAUUUGAAAAACUAAAAAAGAAACCGCUGUACAAUUUUAAUUUCUUUCGGCUGGAAAGACCACCCGGCCUCUGGUGGCCGAAACAACUCGUCCCGAGUCAUCGUGUACCUGGACGAUAAACAGAAUACGUGAAUAAGUUAUGAAAAACAGUAUUACGUAUAGAAGGCGUCGUAUAACGCGCCGUGGUGACAGAAUUUACAUUUACUACACGCGAAGCUGCAUCCAACUUUGUACAUGAAUAAUUGAAACGUGUCAUGAAUCAACUGAUUUCAAUUUCAAAAACAUCCACAUCCCGCACACGCGGAACUCCAAGUGGACGUUUAAAAUGCAACACGCGCAACUAUGACGAAAGGGAUUAAAAGAGAAACAAAAAUAAUAGCAACGACGUAAAAAGAAAAAGAGAAGAAACAAAGAUGAGAAAGAGGAAGAGGAAGGACACUCAAAGAGAAAACGAGAGAACUAAACGGAAAUGGGAUAUGAGAGUCAUGAAAAGGCUCUUCUCGCGGAGACUUCCUCAAGAAAUUUAGCAUUCCCGCCACUCGAAAUCGUGCAACGGGAAUCGCAAUUUUUUUUUCACAGCCGGCUCCUUUGAUUCGAGCGACAUUUUCGCGAAACGAAUUUCUUUCCGUCAAACGUUAAUUACACCGGUCGUCGUACGCGAGUUUUCUUUUUCAUUUCCUCUUCGAAAUUAGUCGUAAACUGCUUGAAAGCAGCGAUCUUACUAAUUAAACGAUCUCAGGAAAUUAAAGGAUAAAGGAUACAUCUGCUGACUCGUACAAGGUGGACAAUGUAUAACUGACUGAUUCUGAUUGCCAGUAACUUUUAAAUAAAAUAAAUAACAACAAUCUUUUUUCAACACAAGUCGUUCAUAAUUACCUAAUACUUUACUUUAAUGCUUGGAAAUUAUAUAGAAGACAUAGUGCACGAAGUUGCUCAACGAAUAUUCACUUGACAGAACGACGUUUCGUACAGAUCUCGGAAUUUUGGGCUAUGCUCUCGCGAAUCUUUUCACGAUAUUUUCAGAUGUGCGGAUAGCUCGAUCACGAUCAGAUCUUGUCGUAUCUUUCACGUACCUGUAUCGCUCAAAUUUCAUUAUUAACUCACGAAUUCUGCUAAUAUUUGGCAUGCUUUGGACGUAAUUUGCGUAAGAUCACCGUCAUCGACGAAUUGCCUUGAUAAAACUUUUCAACGAUAUUUCCUCGCUGUUGAAACGUAUAACGUCCCAUGAUUAUCUUGUCGUGCGUUCAUAAAACAAUUGCAAAAGCGAAAUAAAAGACGAUGAAUCGUUCCAGAUUAGCGGAGCUUCGAAAUUAGUCAGUUACGUAUAUAUUAUCCAACCUUUAUUUGCAAACAGCGAACGAAUUUUUCUCGGUUCAAAUAGAAAACAUUCUGAAACCUGUUCCAUGAAACGAUACACGAGUUGAGGAUAUAUUUUUGAUCGUUUUAACCGAUAGAAUCGAACCACGAUACACAACGAUAUACGGAAUUGGUUCGAAUGGACGUUAAUUGCUUAAAAAAAACUCGCAAAUCAGGUUGGUUUGAGAUAUGAAAAUUAUACGUAAAAAUGAACGUAGAACCAGUAGAAAGCAAUUCUAAAGGUAGCAAAUAAAUGAAUUCAUUUGUUUUUAAAACCUCGUGACGGGCGAUCAUAAGAUUUACACGGUUGAAUAUCACGGUUUUAUGAACUUUUCCAUUUAUAUUAGUUACACAAGAUGGUCGUACUAAUAGUUUAACCACAUAAAUUUCUAUUAUAAAUGAGAUAUUCUUGUUACUGCAACGUGUACUUAAUUAGAACGGAACGUUAAUUAAUUUUAAGUUACGAAGUAGAAAAUCUGUUUAUUCGCAUGGGAAAAUGUUUAAUCUAACGUUUGCGUGGAACGAGAAAACGUAUACGUUUCAUCAACAAAAGGGACCUUUUGUAAUCGUGUUUCAAGUAAUUUUACCAGAAUUUCUAACCGCUGUUAUAUGUAUAAUCCGAUUUUAAUCCAAAAUUGUGCAGGAGACUGUUGUUUAUCGAUAUAUUUCGAUAUUUCGCCUCGGAUGUAAUAUUGGUAAAUAAUUGCUUGCAAUAUAAAGCCCUAUAGCACGUACGAUCAUUGCAAUCCACGCGAUAGAUCCGUAAUAUAUCCAUAAAAGAAAUUACAAGGCGCACGUGUUAAAAGGAUGUAUGGAAAAUCAUUUUCAUUUCUUUCCUCAUUGCUGGCGCUUACGUAUGCACGUAGGUCUUGAUUUCGGUACGGAUAGCGGCUUUAACUUAGCUGGAAAUUCUCUUCAGGCAACUCGUCGAAUUUCCAUUCGACAACGGAAGCCCGUCAGAACUAUGCUUAAAACAGACAUAACUCCUGCUUCGAUUUCCACCCCGCGGCACGUUUCCCAGGUAGCAACUAGUUUCGCAUGAUUUGUCCCUUAAUUGUCCUUGCGGUACGUUUAUUCCUCAUUUAAACUUUAAACUGAAUGAAACAUUUGCAACAAUAUUCCAUGAAAGCAGUAGCUCGGUCGAGCGAAUCGAACAAACAUGGUUCGAUCGUUCUUAGAAUAUUCUCAAAGGAAUCGUUCGAUCUUCGAUUCGACGAGCAAUCAUUUCUGAAUCUUACUACGGCGAAUCUUACUAAACGUACUAUAACUGCGGGUUUUUAUGCAAAUUCUUAUUUCUGGAAAUGUAGGAAUCGUUCUACUUGUUACAUAUUAUGAGAACUAUUAUAUUUUGAAUAUUUUAUAUACUUUUACGUACCACGUACAUACUGUGUAACUUUGCUCCGUCUAAUCUUCUUACAAAUGCAUGGAAAUCUAUAGUUCGGAUCAAACGAGCGAUCUUCUUUUUUCCUGUUCUUUUUCAUCUUUUUCUCUUUUUCUUAAUCACGAGUUUGACAUGGCACGCACUUCCCAAAGUUAUAACAUUGUUAGUAACCACUAAUGCGAAGGGUAAAAGCAAUCAAUGGAACAAACACUUAUCUAUAGCAGGUGGCGAAAGUCAAUAUCCUUCGAGAAGACUAGACCUUCCUGCGAAGGUUUCCUUUCUGUAUAAUAUGUUUAGUGAACUCGAUGUGCGAUGCUCUUUUCAUACUGUAGCUAGAACAGCUGAUCAGGUGGUCAGGAUAGUAAUUGAUAGAUGUUUUACGUACGUGCAAGUGUCGUAAAUAUUUGAUUCGCGAUGCAAAUCGAUCAAGAACGUUGUUUCUUUAAGGGGAGGCUAAGGUUAAUUCGUACAAAAUAAGGCAUGUCUUUGUGAAUUAUUUGUGACGACACAGUUAAAAUCUCUUUAUUAAAACCAAUAGUACAUUAAAGUAUGACAUUCGAAGAAUAUUGUAUAAAAUUUUCACGGAGAAAUAUUAAAAAAUAUGGCAAUGGCAGCAAUUAUUCGGACGUGUCUCGGAAAAAGGUAGAAUUGCGGUGGCCCCGAUAACUUGGUGCUGGAUCAUCUGAAAUCAAAAAAUCAAAGUUCAUUCGUUAGGUAACGGUUUUCCCCAGGUAACGCUGGCAGGGUUUUUCGAAAUUUCAAUUUUUCACUUUUUUGGAACACUUUGAAGGGGAAAUCAGCCGCAAAUUUUCGCAAAAUCGGCUAAUUUAUCCCUUCAAAGUGUUCCAAAAAAGUGAAAAAUUGAAAUUAACGCGAAUUUCCGCGAUUCACUGGCGGGAUCGGUUCCUCUCUCUUUCUCUCUCGCUGCUAUCAUGCUAUUGCGAAUCGUUUCUCUCCCAGAGAGUUUACAUCGGUCGAGUUGUCAUUUUGUUUAGAGAACACUCGUGCUCUGGAGGCCUUGUGAAAGCGGAAAACGGUGCGGUGACGUGACGGUUAUGUUUUCGCUAAACCGCAGAUAGGUCCUUUUUGAAACGAAUCAAGGACGAUACUUUACGCGCUGGAGUAUCCGUGGCGCGAGCACAGUCUCGAACCACCGUUCCUCUUUGCGAAGAUUUAAAUGAGAGUGGAGGAGAAAAAAAAACAGGAAGAAGAAGAGAAUUGUUUGGUCUCCGAUGCAUUCGCGGUACGAAAUACAUCCGUCGUCAACUAUCGCUGCAGGCGGAAGCUGCACUUCCUUUAGUGGCGGAUAUUAAGCUCUAAAUAUUGCACUUGCAGCUUGUUUCCUCGAAACGCGAUGAGUUUCCCUUCAAAUAUUUAUUACGAAGAUGUCGGAUAAAAUCUGUUCUAUAAACGGUGUAGUAAAUUGAUCAUUUGCUGCACGAUAAUUUAAUAAUGAAUAAUGUCAGGAAACUUUAAUCGCGACCGAUCGUUUACUUUCUCACGUUUAUCCCCAAAUUUGUUUACCCCCAAAAGAAUUUAUCGAUUCUGGAAAAUCGUAAUUUGUCAAAUUUCGUUCGUACAAUGUUGUAUGAAAGAAAGUUUAUAAAACAAGAAGGUUAAAAGGACGAUAUAAUUUUUACUGUAAUUAUUUGAUAAGAGCAGUAAAUACGUGUAUCAUGUACGACAGAAUGUAUAGUUGUUACAUAGUGAAAAAUUGUUUAGUGCAAAAAUGAUUAAGAUUCAUAAUGUAUCGAUUUUAAACUUUCUUUUACGCACCGCUGUAUACGUAGAAGAGUAUUAUGGUUGGCUUUGCUCUGCACCUCGUCCACGUCCAUUCUUUAUUACCAUUGAUCUUUGUUGCCGCUCGUUUAUCGUAUUUACGUGGACUUUGUAAGCCCAGGUUUUUCGCUAGACAGCGAUUCAAAGAAAAUUAUCCUGCAAACAAGCGGAAAACCGACAACCUCGUUUCGUUUCCUGCGGUUAACCAGUGGGUUUGUGUGACUGACAUUUGUGAACAUUUUUUAGCGAGCUCGAUAACCAAAUUUCUGCGAAGUCAUUUCUGCGUUGUAUAUCCGUGAUAUAGAUUUACGGAAAUUUAAUGGUCAAUUGAUGGUGAAAUUGUCAAAGGAACGCUACAAACUCAUUAAUGACAUCGAUAAAUUUUAGUACAAAACGGCGGUUCCGGUAACAUUUCCGGCCAAUCAGCAAACGACGCAUUUAAACCCACCGUAUUGCUUAUUCGGAUCGAUUUUCGGGCUGGUAAUUUUUCAUUCGAACAUAAGAUAUUUAUUUAAUCGCCUGUAAUUAUACGCCUUGUUGGUUAUUAAACUUUUUACCGAAUCGGUAUGUUUGUUUAUCGACAAAAUAAUAUUCCUGCGGGACAAGUGCAAUCAAAGUGAUUGUAUUAUUUUUGGGGAAUCGUUUCUAUUCGUUUGUGUAAAAAAAAAAAAAAAAAAAAAAAUAGAAAAAAGAGGAUAAUGUCAGUGCUGCAUGAAAUUCGUUAAAAAGCCGCUUCAUGACACAGAUCGAAGAAAUGAGAAGAAAAUGAACUUUCGUAAUGCGAAGAAAUCACGAAACGAGUAGUAAUUGUUUCAUGACAAGCGAACGUAAAACGGUGACAGAAUCACCGCUGUUUUAAUCGUGAAACGUUGUUCGAAUUUCGUUUUUCGAAACAACUUUCUUGCUCCAUUAAGUACUUUAAUGAGAAUUCACAUCAACGUUUAUCCAAGAAAAUACUAAUGUAGAUCCUUUACAAGUGGGUCACUUUAGACGCGCAGUUAAUUUUCCACGUCGAAAGGGCGGGAAGUUUUCUUCUAAAUGAUUAAGUCAAAGUCGGAUUUAAGCUUUUAAUAUUUCCAUCUAAUGUUCCUAACAUUUCCUACUUUUGCUACAAAGACGCUUGAAAUUCAAUAAUUUCAACGUUCAUUGACUUCACUGAAACGAACAUAAACUGAGAAAAUAAAGCGGUUUAUGGGCUAAACGAUGUUAAAAACGCUAUCAAAUAUACAUACAUGCGAUUCGUUGGGCCGGUUACACCACGUUAAAAAUUUUACGAACAGCGUGGGAAUGGAAAUUCAUAAACACGAUGUUAACAAAGAAGAUUAAAUAAAUAAAAUUGGCAAAUAGAAGAACUGCGAAUAAAAUGCUGCGUUUUAAAAUCACAAAAUUGUCCCUUUCGGAGAAAAAUACACAGCCAAUCACAAAAGUAUACGUGCGUCUAUCGAAUUUUGCAAAAUUAUUUAUGCUUAUGUAUCCGUACAAUUAUUAUUAAUACGUAGACUAGGAACUACUUUUUUCGACGAAAUUAUAUUUUUCUAUUCUCGAUAAAUAAUUUUAUUUCGAGGAAAAUAUGAAAAAAUUCUUGUUGAUACGCCUGAUUUCUCAUUUUUAUCUUGUACAUAAACUUUCUUUUUCCAAAUAUUACGAAUCUCAUUAUUAAAUUGUCCCAAACGCGUGUUUUACAACAAUGCAUCUUUACAUAAACAUGAAACGUAGUCUCUCAAACGGUUACGGUUCCUAUCUCAGUGGAACAAAAUGGAUCAGACGUAAUUCGAUAGAAUAAUAUAAAACAAACGAUUGUGCGCAUCUAUUAUUUCCUUAUAAACCGAAAGAAACAACCUAAUACAUCGUAAAAUGAAAGCGAUAUUAAAACGAUAAAAAUUCGAGGACCACAACAUAUUUCGUACAAUACGAAACCUGCUAUUUUCAUGAUUUCAUACAGACAUAACAAGUGUAUGUAAUUUUUGUAACAAAAGUGAAAGCGCAUGAAUCGUACCCCGUUUGAAAAAUAUGUAAUCUUAAUGCAUCAACAAAAUUCGUAAAACUAACGUUUUUACUGUAACACGUAUUUGAUGUGUAAGCAGUGUACGUAGACUUUUGUGACCGACUGUAUAUCUUCGUUAACCGUGGCAUGGAAGAACUAAAAUCGAGUACAACGUUGACAUUUGCAAGGAGUCACCGUAGAGAUCGGUGUUGCGCAAUCGAACCAAAUGGAUAUCGAUGUGCAUUGGUACAGUUCCAGACUAAGAUGUCCCUCUGAAACUUUUAAUAAGCAGCGUGACGACGACGUCGUCGUCGUCGUCGCGUUCCACGGUAUCUUCGACUUAUUCUCGUCGAUUCGAUCGAUUCUCUUUCGGUACUAAUCGGUGAACGGAAAAGGCUGUUCAAACUUUUCUUUCGCGAAACUUUCGACCGGCGCGUUUCACUUUGCCUUCAAGAUCCUUGUUACAUUCUAAUCGAAUCUGGUCGUUGACUUACGCGAAUUGGAUAAGAAAAUUUCGAAGCGUCCUAACGAACAUCUCGCUCGAACGAAGAAUUGGAAGACAAUUGUUGGAGGAAAAAUAGGACGAGAAGACGAGAUCUCCGAAUACUAAUUGAUGCGCCGUGAAAACCUUCUUUGCGAGUUUAUUGCCUGUUUCUAAUUAAGUAGGAGAGAGAUUAUCGAUUGGCGACAACGAAUUAUCGUAUUUGAAAACUAACGACACAUAAACUGCAACAAACUCGGUUGAAUAAAGCAAAGAAUCUACGUACGAUUAACACGAUGCACGAGGUACUUGCAUGUAGGUUUUUUAUUAACAUUUUGUUCGAGGAACAAACGUACUUAAAGUUCAUUUCCAAGCGAAUGAAAGCUAAACGAACGAGGAAACGUGUUUUCCACUACGAAUUCGAAUUCUAUCGCUCGUUGAUAUCUCGAAAUUCGUAUUAACAUCAGAGAAGUUGAUCUUCUUGUAGGAGAGAUGGCUCUACAAAUACGAUACGUUUAACCGAAGAGCGAAAUAAUGGUGAAAUGGGGAAUUUUAAUUGGAAAGGAGAGCUCUCGUAGAAAUAAUUAGCCGGUUCGAUUAUGUCCUCGUGGCUCGAUCGAAAAACUAUGUCGUUCGGAACGAGGCCGAAUCGAAGUCGAGAUUGAAGAAGCUAACGCUUUAAAGGGGACCUCGUAAGGCAUUUCGAAAAGUUUUGAUAACAACGUGGUAGCCCGAUACCGCUGGGAUAAUCAAAUCCAUUCGUUCCUUUUCCUCGACAAACUCGCAGAAUCGAAUCGAAGAGAGCGGGUCAAGAAGGGCCCGGCAAGAAGGAAAUCGACGCGGACUCGACUUCGGGGGCACGUACAGCAAAUCAAGUCAGACGGAGCGAACGAAACCAAAGACGUUAACGAGCGAAACAGCGAAACCGGAAUCCAGUAGCAGUGGAGAGUCGCCGGGUGGUCCGCGAACCUCGUCUCGUUUUUUACUCUCUCGUGGACUCCCGUUAGUCGUUAAAACGGAAUUAACAUAUCAUACUCGCGUGUAGGUGAACUCGAUGAACGGUUCAACGAUUCUCGAUCGCGAUUCAGCCGUGAUACUUAUCACUUUACUCUAACGUCACGCACCGUUAUACUCGUCGAUCGAUAAACGACGUUACCGAUGAUUUACCAACGAUCCAUACCAUGGUGCUUCGUACUCUUCCAGAUACACUUCUCACACGAAGAGAUCUUUUUUUCUUUUUUUGUUUCCUAAGCUUUACUUUGCAGAAUACAAUGGCAAAUUUCGCAAAUCUUGCUCUUCUCGAACAACUUAUCUCGGUAUUUUGUCAGCGGUGAAAUUUACGUCGCAUACCGAUAUCAAGUACGCAUUGGUGUUAUCGUACAUCGCGCGAAUGACGCGUUCCGCAAGAAAAUGCGAAUAAGCGCAACGCUUGGCAGUGCGUCAAAUUAGCUUUGCAAAAAGUUGAAACUCUCGGUGAGAAGCUAUGGUAAGUCGAAUAAAGAUAAAAUUCGUAAAGAUAAACAGAUCUUUUAAGUGUAUCGAACGAGCGAUAUGUUUUUCCCGAGUGAAUUACAAAAGGUAUUGGCAUAAUUAUAGUAUUUACCUACAUAUCGAUUGAUUAAGUGCAAGCACAUUACACGCGUAGAACCUGGUAAGAUAACGUUUCAUCGGAUAAUAAGGCUAUGUGGCAAAUUUUCUUGUCAUUGUAACUACUACUAACUUGAAUGAAUGGAGAGUUACGACGAGUAAGAUAUUUCAUUCGAGUACUACGUAUACUACUGCCCUGCUCGUCUUUAAAUAAUUUCAACGAGACGAGAAAUCGAUAUUCGGUAGAGAAAACUACCCAGAAAAUUUGGCGAGAUACGUAAACGAGAAUAAGCUGAAGCGCGCGAGCUUUUUUUAUCCGAGUUGCCGGUGAAGUAAACGAAAUAAAACUAGUGCAUUCUCGUUGAAACGCGAUCCUUUCGCCCGUGAACAUCGUUUAAAAUUAAUCGUACAAAGCCGCGAGUGGCUUUCUUCGAUGAGAUUUCUUUUCCUUUUUUCCCCACGCACGUUUAAUCGACAACGACGAUCGACAACGUGGUUGAAACGCUUCGAAGCGUAACGAAGCUUGCCUCUCGAAACGAAGAAAGAGAAGGAACGAGGAAGAGAGGAGAGAGAGAGAGAGGGAAAGAGCGAACGAACGAGAACAGUGGAGAAUCGUCCGUAUAAAUGCGAGCGAUGUCUCUCGGUGGGAAAUUCCCUGGCGUGAAGCGAUCGUAAGAAACGUUUCCGCGAGGUUCAAGUUUGCCACGUGCUGCACAACGUUGCUCGGUGAAAACGGGCUUGCGUCGAAGAAAGGGAUUUACGGGGUUACGUGUAUCGACCGUGACAUUUGCAUAAAACAUACCGUACGAUCUCGUCGGCUCUCCAAAAGGAUUUCCAACAGAUUAAAAGCAAUUGGACCUACUCGUACCCAAGCCGUUGCUUCCAAUUCAUUUUCCUUUCUCUAUCUGAUUUUCUUUUGGCGGAAAAAAGGCCAAAUGAUAGGACGAUACAAUAGCAGGUGAAUCAUAAACGCGCGUCUAUAGUUCGCGGCAAGAAUCUACGCGUUGAAAUAAAUAAAAUAACGUUAUACAACUAUACUAUUAUAAACUGUGUACUUUGCGUUUUGAAUGAUUAAUGGAGACGAUCAAAAUGUCGCGUAUUUCAACAUACGUAUUACUGCGCGCUUUAACGUCGAUUACUAGAUUGCAGAUUUUUGUGAAAACUCGUAUCUUUGAGAAUAUAAUUUAAAAAAUUGCGUACUCGGUAGAAAAUUGUUUUACCUGACAAGUAUCGUAGGAAGCAUCGUAGUUUGGAUAUUUUAUAGAACGCGCAUUCUCUGCGAUCUUGCGCUUUUAAAUUUCCUAGAGAUACAUAAAAAUUCGCGGUCUCUUGAUUACAUAUACAGAAGCGUAUCUAGAUAUUGUCUAAAGCAUAAACGAACAAUAUCGCCCGACACGAAUUGGUUGGAAUUUUAGGCAAUCGGUAUAUCGAAAUUGUAUCUAUUACAUUACAUAUCGUUUGUUAUAUAUCAAAAUGUGCGUUUUCUUUAUUUUAAUGAGUAGAUUUAAUGCGUAGAUUCAUCAAUCUCACGUAUGUUCGUUGUGCGUGCGUCCGGCUUUGUUUGCGUUCGAGUUUAAAUUCGGUACGCGGUAUAUUAAAAACGCAGAAUUUCGGUUAUUAUUUUAACGAGAGAAAAUAUAGAUAUAGCGUGUGGCGAUUGUGCUAAUACCGAUUUUCCAGAGCCAUUUUCAUGCAAAAUUUUCAUCAAACGCAGAUUGUGCGAAAGUAGUUCCCUUGGGAAGUUACAUACUGCAUCCAAGAAUCCUUUCAUCCUUGGAAGCAGCGGUGAAAGCACGAGCAUAACUUCUGCAACAUCCUUCCGUGCAUCAGCCUCUGUGCUUCAAAUACCAUUGAUCAUCUCGAGACAAUAUUCUUCUAACGCUUCUCGAUCCUUCUUCCUUGACACGUAUAAUCUUUCAAGUCAUUCCAGUCCGGAAGUUUGCUUCAAAGGUUCCCGAAUUAAACGCCGAGAUGACGUCGUGUUUCAGAAGCAAAGUUUCCAACCGAAAAUAUAUCCAAGAGAACGUUUGUUCCGAUUGAAUGACCAAGUGUAUUCUAACGUUGAUCCUCGAUAGAUUACAUACCGACUUGUAAUAAUUAUAUAAAAAAAAAACACAGCAGUUUAAACCUUCGAGUGAACCGUGCGAUCGCUUUAGGAAAGAAAAUUGAUCAAAAUGGUAAUGGAAAAACGCGACAGGUAUACAUAGACAAGAAGAGAAUUAACUUUGUCGUGUGAAAUUGACAAGAUUAUUGGGAAUUGACCGACCAUUAUGAUAUUAAAUAUACAGGUCCUUUGUAGUUUAACGUUUCUAAAGAAAUAGUUAUUCUUAGAGGUUUGAAUAAUUUUUCAAAUAAUUUUUCGCGUUUACUUACGUUUCUUUAAGCAAACAUAUAUGUACGGGAAUGUACAUAUUGAAGUUGGCCCUAUCGAUAGUAAUAAUCUUAUCCGGGUAACUCGUUUUUCCAAGGUUAUCCUACGUCAACAAGAACUUCUCCGCUCUCUCGUUUUCUAUGGAAGUGUUCGUGCAUCGACGUAGUUACCAAGCGAAUUAGAGACGGAUACAGUCCCUUCUUUCGUUACAAAUUCAAGCAGAGGUUUCUUUCUCGCAGUAACGCGGUUAGACGCACUUACAGAAUUAAAUCAAUCCCUCUCGAUCAAGGCGUAAAUCCUUCCUCGAGGUAGCUUCCAACGGGAGCUGUUUCAAGACGGAUCUGGAUGCUUUUUAUCAAGUUGCGCGAUGCGCUUGAAUCGCGGUAAUGCCGCCAGCCAGAAGUUCUUCGAGACCCGAUGAAAGUGUGUCUCCAACCUUCGCUUCGGGAGCUCUUUCGAGCCGGCAGCUAUCUUUCCCUUCUUCCUCGUCUUCGUCCUUGUCAUCGUCGUUCUAUUUUCCUCUCUUCUCUUCUCUUCUCUUCUCUUCUCUUCUCUUCUCUUCUCUUCUCUUCUCUUCUCUUCUCUUCUCUUCUCUUCUCUUCUCUUCUCUUCUCUUCUCUCUUUGUCAGUGUUCAACGAAAGCUCUGCUGAUUUAUUUAAAAGACGGUGCUACCGGCGAGAUUCUCGCGAAGAUGGAGAGAGGAAGAAGGUGAAAGCUUUCCUCGGCCAGAAAUAUGGUGAUGCAUUUAAACGGACGUUAUUGGAAGUUGCAUAAUAGUUAGUGGUUGCGGUUGUCGAGCUGUCCACCUAUUCUUUACGAAGCAAAUUAUCUUCGCGCGACUACUUCCAGUUACCUAGAAAUAAAAUGAAAAAUGGGGUAAAAAGACUGCCUUCGGAUAAUCGAGUAUUCCUCUGUAAGGAUAAAUUUCUGUGGGAUUUUUUCUCUCUUUUUUUUUUAAUUAUGAGCUUAUUGUCUCUCCCGUCUCGUAUCACUUUUAUAUUGCUCUUUGAAAAACUCUCUAUUAUUCUUGAUAGCAUGCACUGGCUUCCAUCGAUUUUUUAAUCCACUUGCUGUUUACGUUAUUUUAAUAAAGGAUCAUACAUGAGAAUAAAUCCAAAUAUCUUUGUUUAUUAUCGUAUAUUAAAAUUUCUGUCCUACUCAUAAUUCGCUGAUAAUGAACAUUUUCUUGUACUUGUUUGAAUGUCGAUAGAGAUACCGAUAGGAUUUGACGAAGCGGUAGGACGAUAUUUCGGCUAUGUUUUAACCGACGUUCCAAAGUAAGUUCAAUUUUAUGAGAAUUUUAACGGUAAAAGUCGAACGCGCGCGAGUGAUUCUGAAGAUGUUGAAGGUUGUAAAAAGACAUGCGUUCGUUAUUCGAAAUGUAAUAAAUAUCGCAAGACGAAUAAAACGGAACGACAAGAAAAGGAAAAAGCAGAAAACGGAAGAAGCAAGAGAAUACGUUUAAUUCGUUACAGGUUGAUCGUUCCGUUUAAUUUAUAUUGCCCCUAAAUAGAUUACAAGGAACUUGAAUAAGUUUUCCUGCCAAUGAAUUAAUCUCCUUCUUGUUAUCGGAAUCGGAGAAUUACCUAAAUAAAAAGUAUUAUUGAGAAAAUCGAUUCGACAAAUUUGUCUAAUUACUAGGAAUGGGGAAAAACAUAAAACUUUGACGAAAGGUCGAUUGGAUAUUAUUUUCUUUUUUGAAGCAACAGCACGUAAACGUACUCGCGUGGAAGUGUAUCUGGACAGCGGUGUAAUCGACUCUCGAAUAAUGUUUCUGUGAUCAAAAGAUAUGAAUGACGUAUGUACAUACACCUUGUUUAUCGUGUACACACAACUCCUCCGUUUUGUCUACAAACGGUGUGACGAGACCGAGUGUCGUUGACAGAGUAAUGACGAGAUAUCAAAUAUUUUACUAAAACGCAAGUAAACUGCUACCAACGCGCAAACACUGGACUAUUCAUUUUUAAGGCGAAUCGAUCGAAAGGAAGCUACGAGGCUACGGUAUCAGCUUUAUGAAUUUUCCAAGCCAAACAACUUUCCUCGAAGAAAAGUCAAAACGUUUCCGUUUAUACGUCGCCUUUAGAUCACUUCAACUUCCUUUGUUUUGCACAACGGCAAAACGUUAUUACAAUGGCAAUCUUUCGUUAAAUCGUGAUGAAAUAUCAAGUUCCACCGAGCAAUCGAUUUAUUUAUUAAUAGUCUGCUCGAAGCAAAAGGAUAUCGCAGACAAUUUACCGACAAUCCCAAGAUAUAAUAGGCCGAAGAGAAUCAAUAAUAAGCCUGGUUUGUCGCGAUUUAACGGAAUCGUAAAAGGAACGGCAAAAGGAUGAGCAAAGAUCAUUCGUUUGUCGUAACGAGCACUGAUUAUCCAGGGAAAUAAUUAAACCGCGAAACGAUAUGAAAACGCGAUAUAUAAGUUUCCGCGUUUGGUUUGGACGAUCGUAAACGAAAUGUGGCCAUUUAAUCGCGAUAAUUCGAAAGUUCGACGCGCAUUGUGAAAUUCUCACGAGCACGUUCUUUUUCAUUUAUUCGAGUGAUUUUCAAUGGAACAUCGAUCCAUUCUAAUAUUUAGAGUUUCGUUGAAUAUUCUGAACUUUCAUUGGAACUUGCAUCGAUAAAAUUAUCGAUGAUCUCUUCUGAAAAUUGAAGUGUUCGCCGUCGUGUUAUGAUUAAACGCAACUGACAAAUGUUCACAUUGCGCGACGUUGUUCCCAUAGAGAAAAUCGCCGAUUUUCCAACAAGCGAGACAUUAUUUUUCCGGAUAUCGAUCGUUAUCGGUAGACCGCGGAGUUUUAUGCGUUUAUAGAAGAUUUGCGGAUGCAGAGAUGCACAGAAUUCGCACAACAUUGCGAACAUAGAUAAAAUAACCGAAGUAAAGCACCGUUUUUAAUAUUUACCAGAUAAAACGAUUCUCUAUCAAAAUUCUCAUUCUUUUUUUCUUUUUUAAUUAUCUUCGUAAAAAUAUGAAUUUACGUAAAUAUAUCCGCGGUUUUUUUCCACUUAUCAACGUUUCGUUUCUUCAAGAUCCUACGGACCAUCGAUACUCGCUAGGUAAAGUAUUUGAUAUUGAUCCGCAAGGGGCGAGUUAAACGUGUAAAUAGAGUUAAGAAAACUAGAUCUUAAAUCCUAGUGGUACGUUAAGCAAUAAGCUGCGCUGAUAACGAUACAUAUCAAGAAUUGCCUGACCGAUGUUCUCAGUGUCGAUCCACGACAUUACACACCGAACGAAGAAUAAGAUCGAAGCACAAUUUCGAGGCUCGAUACCUUUUUCAUUUACGUAGGAAAAUAAUAACACGAAACACAGGGAAACGGAAUUUCUCGGUUCUUUCGCCACUCGAUUUCACUGAAUUCUACGUCGAAAGAUUAGCCUGCGUCGUUCGCUGUCUAAUGAAUUUUCAUUGGGAAAUCGUAUUAAAAAUAUUUUCUUGCGAAAUCUAAUGCGUACUGUAGCUUCGACCGAAGCAUCGGCAAACGAAAUAUAUAAAUUCGGAUAUUUGCGAUUGCAAAUUACGUUUUUAUCGCGGUUCGUUAUUUAAGGGUUUACUUCUGGCAAACAGAGUAUCGCGAAAGCUCGAAAUUUCCGUUGUUCCGAAUAAUUUCUGCAAAAUGGCAAACAGAUACAAAGUGAAUUUUUCACUAGUAACGGCAAAUAUUACUCGUAAACGGUAUUCUAUGUGUAAAAUCGAACGAGAGUAGCGCAAAGGUGAAUUUCCCGAGAAAAUGUUCAACUUAUAUGCGAUAUAUAGAAACAACAAAUCAAACCUGUUUUAAUCGAUUUAUUUCGACUUGCAAAUUCGCUGAAAGUAGUCUGUGUAUAUAAAAGAAAUAUCCAGUCGAGAAGUAUCGUAAAGAACAUACUGUGGCGAGCAGGAAAACAAAUUUGAAAGCUUAUUUUAUUGAUAAUCGUAUUACAGUUUUAGAGAACGGAAUUCUAUUUUGCAAGAGUGAAACGAAUAAACAUAGUAUACAUAUCAAACUAGUUAAUCGUUGGUAACAAUGGUGAAAAGUAUCUAGCUCAAAGUUACAAAAUAGAUCUUCGUACGUAAGGUAUCAUUUCUUAACUUUAUUUUUAUCGCAGUUGUAUAGCUCGAAAGCGAGUCGAAAGUUAGAAGAGUGAAUUAUCUAAAGCGAAAGUGUAACCGUGGAGAAACCAAGUUACACGAAAGCGGACACGUUAGAUAAUUAGAACUAGACGAAGAUAUUUUGUUAUUCCAGUAGACUGAAGAUAAUCCGCGAAAUAAAAAGCAGUAUUAAGCCGAUAUUUUCCCCUCCGUUACACGUGAACCACCCCCGUGUGUCGCGUGAUUUAUGAGCGUAAUAAGGAGACUCGUUGACUGGAUCAACGAUAUAUGGCAACCGACCGACAAAUGUAAAAAGUGUAUAAACGAUUACGUUAGAAAUCCACGAGACGAAUGAAAGAACGGUAAACAGCGGAAAAGGCAAACGUGAAAUUUUAUUUCUGAAACGGAUAUGCGCUAAAUGAAGCUAAGCUGGCGGGAAAUGAUUGCAUCGACGUCGCGAGGAGAGCGAGUUAAAAGCGAGAGGGAUAAAGAGAAAGUGGAACGGAGAAGAAGAAAGAUGGAAACACAACAAUGGGCCAUUUUAUCGAAAAAGCCGGAGAAAAAGAGCGCCGUGAGGCAAUGCCACUUUUGUCCGGCUCGCAUUUUCGCUAGGCCCUCGAGAGACUGGCCUUUGACAGAGUACAAAAGGCUAUUGUGCGAUGACCCGUUAAAAAUCGUUGUCCGCCUAAUCGGCCGAAGGUUGAUUCGAUAAAACGCUAAAGGGCAAGCCGGCGAAAUUUGCAUCUCGGUACACGCAGCCCGCGGUGCAGUAAAUCCGGACCUCGAUAAAAUUCCCCGUCGACAGUCGACAGUCUCGGCUUCGCUUUUCCGCACUUUCCCCUCCGUUUUUCCACGACCUUUCCUAUCGGCUCGAUUAAUUUCACCACCGCGACAGACCGCAGGGACGAUCGCGGCUACAAACGAUGUCCCGAUUAUUUUUAUUCAUUUGCUUAUUUGUUUAGUUCUCCGUCGACUUGUCGACUUUCGUGUCCACGCUUGUUUCGCGUAACACGAAACGAAGCUCGGUUCGAUGUUUUCUCCUUCCUUUCGAUACGUGCAAGCUUACGCGCAUUCUCGUCGAUCUUUAAAUCCGUUUCGAUGCGAGAUUCUGUGAUUUUUUAUUGAUUUUGAUUUGUUUCAAGGAUUAGACAAUUAUUUAGCUAUUUUUAAAGUUGAAAUUUACCUUCUGCGAGUUAUAAAUUAAUAGUAACUUUGUUCAGUCGUAUAAUAUAAAACAGGCAAGAUUUUAGAAGUAAAAUUUACACAUUACGAAUCGGGUAAUCGCCUUAUUCGACCUAAAGUUAAAGCGGAAUAAUCUACAGCCUGAGGUAAUUUGUCAAAUCGCUAAUACGAUUGCUAAAUUACGACACGAUCGUUCUCAACGUGUAGAUCUUUCAGAUAGAGUUCGUAGAUUUUUGCUUUUUACAUGCAUCUGUUAGAUCGCGUGCUUGCACGAAUAGAAAAUUCUGUUCGAUCACAAUCGGUUGCUUGAUAUUUUAGUAUAAUUGUAAUUAUAUGUAAUAAAUAGCUACAAUUAUCGUGUUUCGCGCGAAACUGACAUGUGUUCCAAUGCUUACGAACGAGAGCGUAGUAUCUGCUCUCGUCAUCGAUGCUGGCACGAUUAAAAAAACUGAAACUUCGUAGGACAAUCGUUUAAAAAAUUUCCAUUCUCAGAGACGAAAUAGACUUUUAGACGCAUGCGAAAGCGAACUCUUGUAAUUUGCAUUUAUUCUGAAGCACGGAAUCGCCUAUCGGUUGCAGUACCUCUUUCGGUAAAUAAAAGCGUUAUAAAUAAACGUAAACACGCGUUUAUUCGCAGUCGUUGCACGAGUUACGACGAGUCGACGUUUAACGUUUGGUUGGUCGAAGUUGCGCAAUUUUGAGUAGCGCAUGACGCUCGGCUAGGCGAUUACUUAGAGACAUCGCGCGCUGUUGAUAUUGGUAGCUCAGCCAAAAGAGCAGAUCCUGGUUAAAUAACCAUAGUAGUGGAAGUUGCUUGGUACCGAGAAAGAGGGUUGAUAUAAUAUUUGCCACUCUCAUGAUUUGUUCAGUAGGAGAGCGUGUAAUCAAAGCGGCUAGCCCCGAAGGAAGCAGAAAACGCGCUUCUUUAGUAGAAAAGUUGGUAGGGUACGGUAGAUUAAAGAAAAUAUUUUCCCCCGAUCACCCGACUUUGUUAUUCUCCGUCGUAGACGAUCGAGAAAUUGUAGGUAGCGCUUGCAAAUUUCCCCAACACGAAUACUUUUUCAUAGGAUUACGCGUCAUAUAUAUUUUCCCUGUGUUCGAUGUUUAUUCGAUCUAUUUGGACGCGGACCAUGCGACAAGGAAAUUCAGUGAAACUCGAGUGGGCUUAUUUCGCGAUCAACGAUUCCAUUAAGCAAGACUGCCCGUGCGUAGCUCAGGUAUCGAAUCUCGAAUGAAUCGAACCGAUUGCCCAAAUUCUGGUGGAUCGCGUGCGAUCGAACCGACUACCUUAGCGCUGUAUCAAACUAAACGCUAUAGUUCAAAACGAAUACAUAUCAUUAGUUCUUAACGAGGCGCGACGUAAGUAUAGCUGUAAUAAAAGAGAACGAGGACAAAAGAGAAACGAUAACAUUAACAACUAAUUUAUUACACAUUUACCGCAUCUUAUAUACAUAAUAUACAUACAAAUUGAUAUAUAUGUAUAUAUAUAUAUUGUAUAUACGGGAUAUAUGUAUUAUAUAUAUAAUAUAUAUAUAUAUUAUAUAAUAUAUACACGUGCAUACAAAUCGGCGAAUAGGAGAUAAGGUUUUGCUAAGACGAUAAUCGUAUCGACGAUCGUAUGGAUCGCGAAAUAAUAGGGGAAAUCGGACGAAAGGGAAGGCGUAGAUCGCGAUCCACGCGAUCGUCGUCAACUGUACAGCGACGUUGAACCGAAAGAAAAAGGACGAUAUUCUAUCGACAAAAAUCCAGACAGUAUUUUAAAAUGUCAUAGAUAGCUUAGUUCUCUACGUAUUAAUAUAUCUAUUCCUACACAUACUUACAUCACUCUCACACGUACACAGCGAGCACAGGAAAAAUCGUGUUGCGAAAAUCGACUAGAAGAAGGUGGUAGGUUUAUCGCUGAUCGAUUUCUGUCGGCGAAGGAAACGAUAUUAUCCGCAGGCAAAAUGAAGACGCGUGCUCGCGCACAAAUACACAGAAAUACCGACACAAGAUACAGGCGUACACGCGUACACACAAGGAAUAUUAUAUCGUUGUCGAUGUCCCAAGAUUGUUAAACCGGAAACGCGAUCAUCGACACCCCGAGAUCGCUCGGACGACGACGUGUCGCGUUUCCGAUCGUGUAAUUCACGUUUCAAUGAUAUUUAUUAUUUUUUAUAAUAGCGUAUACCGUGUAUGUGUUUUCUGUCGUGAUUACCCACGUUUCUCCUUACCUCGAUAGAUGUUUAAUAACGCGGAUAGGAGACAAAGGAACAACGACGAACGGAGCGAGAAACACGAAGAAGAGGAAUGAGGAGGAAAAAGAGAUUCGGUCCUGUGCAUGGCGUCGAAUCUCGUUCUUCCAUUCUGUAGCAAAACGCUCCGUCGAAACGUUGCUCCUUCUCCCAGCCCUCCCUCCAGGAGUCUUAUUAAUUCCCUAAUUAUUGUGUUGUUACUUGAAAAUCAUUAGGCCGCGAUAACGAACCGCGGGCCCGAUUGUUUAACUGCAUAUAUGAUCGUCGACCCUGGUCGUUGUCUACGUAACCCUUUCGCUGCACGGAUGCUUCUUAACCCUUCUUAAUCGCCCAAAGAGACAAGCUUUCGCGUCCGACAGAAGAAUAAAGCUUCGAAAAGAAGAAAAAAAAAAAA
Molecule: messenger RNA, 44489 nt
Organism: Bombus huntii
Lineage: Eukaryota; Metazoa; Arthropoda; Insecta; Hymenoptera; Apidae
Gene: Hs3st-A
Product: heparan sulfate glucosamine 3-O-sulfotransferase 5
Exons: 6
Coding region: 684-1832 (382 amino acids)
Molecular function (GO): [heparan sulfate]-glucosamine 3-sulfotransferase activity
Source: RefSeq, a predicted model, not a curated record